GUAUGUAUAUAUAUAUAUAUAUAGCAACACGUGGAUCUAAUUGGAAGUGAAAAUAUGCAGGUAUGUUGCAGGAAAUUCACACCAAAGUUUGGAUUAGUGAUGAGGGUUAAGCGUUUUGGAAAUAUUGGUAAGAUUUUUAUUAAAAAUAUAGAAGCAGAAAAAAAUAGACUUAAUAUAGAUUAGAAAUGAGUUUCAGCUUCUAGAAGAUUCCUACUGCAUUCUGGGCUGAAUCUUCUUUAAGUGGUGGAUAAUUUCAGGGUUGUGAGGGAUAUAUGUCAUGUGUAAACUUUGUGUUUAAUGAAUAAAGGUGCGUAAGUUAUACUGAAAUGAUGUAAAGAAGUUCAUUCUGAACUAAAGGCUUGGUAUAUUGCGGAGAUGUGCGCUGCGGAAGGAUCUGAUGCGGUGCUUCGGCGCUAUUAGUGGCGGUGUGAUCUCUCUUCUUCCAGCGCUUAGCAUGCGAGUCAACGGCGUUGUUUUUCCUCUCACCCAUAUUCCGACUUGUUACGCCUUCCUGUCCUGUGAUUGGCUGACGGCUCUUGAAUAUGAGCUACUGGCCAAUCCCAGCACAGGAGGGCUGGGCUGUCGUCAGGAGUGGGAGGCGGGAGCUGCCGGAGUGCGGGUGCGUAAGAAAGAAAAUAACGCGAGUCAAUGUGUAUGAACGUGAACCUAAACAUGGCGACGUCGCUUCAUGAGGGAGCCGCUAACCAGUUGGAUUUACUCAUCCGUGCAGUGGAGGCGUCAGUACAUGGAGGCUCCAGUCUUCACUGCACUGAUAAAACAAUUGAAGCAGCAGAAGCUCUUUUACACAUGGACUCACCAUGUAGCUUACGGGGAGACCGCAGUCCAGAGGUAUUUGUCCCUCCAUGCAUAUCCACUCCGGAGUUCCUGCACGCUGCCAUGCGUCCUGACGUCGUCACGGAAACAGUGGUGGAGGUCAGCACGGAGGAGGCGGAGCCUAUGGAGGUGGUGACCUUAAUCAAGGAGCCGAGAGUGAUGGAGAGAGAUGGCAGGAAGAAGAAAACUGGGAGGAAGCCCAGUAAGCCCCACCCUAUCCCCAACGGCUCUCCUGAUUUAGGCAUCAAGAAGAAAUCGAGAGAUGGCAAAGGCAGUACGUACCUGUGGGAGUUCCUGUUGGACCUGCUGCAGGAUAAGAACACCUGUCCCAGGUACAUUAAGUGGACACAGCGGGAAAAGGGCAUUUUUAAGCUUGUGGACUCUAAAGCUGUUUCCAAGCUGUGGGGCAAACACAAGAACAAACCUGACAUGAAUUACGAGACCAUGGGACGCGCCCUCAGGUAUUAUUAUCAGAGGGGGAUCCUGUCUAAGGUUGAAGGUCAGAGGUUAGUGUACCAGUUUAAAGAAAUGCCUAAAGACAUUGUGGUCAUUGAUGAUGACAAGUGUGAAGCUGAUGAUCUGGGUGCGGCUUACGAGCAUGUCAUAGCCGCUGACCUCUCCAAAACCUCGGGCAUUCUGAGGGGGGUGGGGUCAGUUAUAAGUCCCGCCUCUCCCAAAGCCAAGCCUUCACCCAUUGUCACACCCAAUCAGCGCAUCGUGACCGUCUCCGCACCCACAGAGCCGCCUCAUGCCACCAUUAUUCCCAACACCAGUGCACCCAGGACUGUCCGAGUUGCUAUGCAAGUCCCUGUUGUCAUGACGACGCCCCUAGGUCAGAAGAUCUCACCGGUUGCCAUGCCAACGGCAUCCCCACCUCCCUCCAGCGUUACCACGGCAACCGGAGCCUCCACCUCUAAGGUUCUGAUCCAAACGGUCCCGGCAGUGGAGAACAGUGAUAAGAUCACGCUACAGCUCGCCAAAAUCAUCACCAUCACACCUAUUACUCUCGCCCUGCCCCCUGGCACAGACCCUGCCCACUCACACACACACAGCUCCGCCCCCACCACUCAGCUCCCUGUGCAGAUCCAUAUACAGUCUGACAGUCACAUGACACACACAGAACUUCUCCAACAGGAAGUGGAGGCACACACACAGGAAGUCACUGCUUACACACACAGCUAAAGGUGGAAGCAGUCUCCUCCUCUCUGUCUCUCUCACAUAUAUAUAUAUAUAUAUAUGUCACACCCACACACACACACACACACACCAGGCAAACAGGAAUUGGAGGUGCAUAGACAGGAAGUUAGCAGCACAGAGAUGUUGAGCUAAAAAGGAGAUGUUCAUGGGGAACACACACAGACUGAGCGGUCAGUCAGACUGUUUCAGGGACCAGUGUGAGGCCGCAGUGAAGGACACUACAGAGAGGAAGAACACUACAAAGGACACAUGUGGACAUACUGACUCUACACACAGCACAGAGGUGUGUGUGUGUGUGUGUGUGUGUACAUACAAACUUUUAUACCUGUACAGAGAGUUGAUCCUUUUUUUGGGGGGUAUUUGUGAUCCAAAACCAGCAUUUAAGUUUGGACUGUCACUGUGAUGAUGUCACAGGAUGGAGGGAAUGGACUGAGUGGGGCUCAGGACGGGGGAGAGGAAAAAAAAGGGAACGAGGAAAGAAGAGGAAGUGAGGAACAGGGAGUGUGUGUGUGUGUGUGUGUGUGUGUGUGUGUGUGUGUGUGUGUGUGAGGGAGAGUUUGAGUCCUGCUCACAAAACUCAUGUUUAUUAUUAUUAUUAUUAUUAUUACUUCAGUGGAGUGUUAAGCUCUGUGUGUGUGUGUGUGUGUGUGUGUGUGUGUGUGUGUUUUGUACCAAACGCAGUAUUACAGACAGCUCCUCACACUUGAUGCUGUUUUAAAGGUUAAAGUUCAACAAGCUGUUCACCAUCUUCCUUUUUUCCCCUCAUCUACUGUGUGUGUGUGUGUGUGUGUGUGUGUGUGUCCUAGGUCUGGGGCAGCAGUAUGCUCUGAUGAUGGUGUUUGUAUAUUGAACAUUAGAAUUGUACACUCUAUUUUGUUGUACUCUGUAUUCCAGUAGAUUUUACUGAAUUAUAAACGACUGAACUGAC
Molecule: messenger RNA, 2959 nt
Organism: Hemibagrus wyckioides
Lineage: Eukaryota; Metazoa; Chordata; Actinopteri; Siluriformes; Bagridae
Gene: elf2b
Product: E74-like factor 2b (ets domain transcription factor)
Exons: 7
Coding region: 649-2016 (455 amino acids)
Biological process (GO): cell differentiation; regulation of transcription by RNA polymerase II
Cellular component (GO): nucleus
Molecular function (GO): DNA-binding transcription factor activity, RNA polymerase II-specific; sequence-specific DNA binding
Source: RefSeq, a predicted model, not a curated record